AUGGAUUCAUAUGACGGCUAUGGCUCCCCGGGCAGGAGUCGCGAUGGCGACUCCUACUCAUAUCGUCGCAGGUCACCUGCAUCACAGGAUCGCCGUCGUGGCGGCCGUGGUCGUUCCCGCUCCCCUCCUAUGAUCGACCGCUACGAACCUCGCUCUUCUCGAGAUGACUAUUAUGGUUCUGGGCGUGACUAUCCUUCCAGAGACCGUGAUGAGCGUCGCCGCGUUCCCUCCCCAAAUGUCGCAAAUAUCGAUCGUUAUGUUCCCGGACAGGACUCUGGCAAGCGCCCCAUUCCAACAAACCCACUCCCGAACCCUCUCACACUUGAUUUUCAGGUGGGGUUCAAUUGGUUUGCCGAGUGGUGGAGAGCGGAGCAGGCUAUCAAAGAAGAAAAGGAACGGGCGAAACACGGCGGGCGCCGCCCGUCGGACCGUGUCAAGGGAGAGCGUGAGGCUCGAGAAGACAGGGAAAAGGAGAGAGCGCAGAUCCAGGCUGCCUACGAUGCAUACAAGGCAGAGUUGCAGGUCAAGUUGGCUCGGCAGUUCGUGCAGCAACAUCGCGGGGAGGAAUGGUUCAAAGAGCGCUAUGUGCCCGAGGUCAGAGACCCUCUUCGCCGACGUUUGAUGGAUUUCCGCCGAGGGGCAUAUGAGCAGUGGGAACGGGACAUUGAUUCAGGGCUUUUCGAUGAAUUUACUUUGGAGGGCAUCUAUAAGAGUGAGAGUGAUGGGGCCGGUGGUAUUAUUGAGAAGGAAGAAGGCGAAGCUACUGCAGUUGGUGAGACCCUAGGCGUCCUCGACCUUCUGCCAGCUCGAGGGGCCGAGCUUCGCGACGAUGCGCUCUAUCAGCCUGCACUGCUCAUCAAGACCCUGGCACCGAAUGUGAGUCGAGAGAAGAUCGAGGAGUUUUGUAAGGAACAUCUCGGUGAAGGGGAUGGCGGUUUCAAGUGGCUCAGUCUAAGCGAUCCCAACCCCUCAAAGAAGUUCCAUCGUAUGGGAUGGAUCAUGCUUAAUCCAGCUGCUCAGGAACCUCCUCUCGUUGAAAGAGGUGAUGGUAGAGAGGAGGAAGGCGCGGAAGCUGAGGCGGAGACUGCUGCGAAUGGGUCUACGAACACGUCAACUGCUGAGAAGGCUCUUGAAGCUAUUAAUGACAAAACUAUCCAUGAUCCAGUUCAUGGAGACUUUGUGUGCCACGUGGGUGUGCAUGUGCCGCCAUCUCAACCACGGAAGAAGGCACUGUGGGAUCUUUUCUCUGCUCCAGAGCGUAUCGAGCGCGACCUUGAGCUCGCGCGACGUCUCGUGUCCAAACUAGAUUCCGAGCUUGGCGGGGGUGCUGACGCCUACACGAAGAUUGAAGAGCGAGUGGAGGAUCUCCGUGCCAAAGGGUGGCUGCAGCCUCCUGUCACCGGCCCUGUGAGUGUCAAGAAGAGAAAGAGCGAAUUCGGCUCAGAGGACGGCGCCGAUGAGGGAGAAGCUGAGGAAGGUGAAGAAAUGGAGGGAUAUGAUGACGAGGUGGAUGACGAGGAUCUCUUGGUCAAGAAGAAGAAAUUGGACCUGAUGGUCGAAUAUCUUCGUCGGGUGUAUAAUUUCUGCUUUUUCUGCGUGUUCGAGAGUGAUUCUGUCCACGAGCUGGUCCGCAAAUGCCCGGGUGGUCACCUGCGUCGCCCACGCUCUGGUCUGAGUACUCAGGCGAAACAAGUGGCGAAGGCCAGUGCCAUGGGACAGCCGUUCCCUCUAAAGAAGAAGGAACCCAGUGAGGAAGGCGAGGAGGGCGGUUCUCCGGGUGAGGAGAAGCGGCCGCAAAGAUUGUCGAAGGCGGAGCAGCAGUUGCAGCGCGCGUUCAACUGGGUUAAGACCUUUGAAGACAAACUUCUCCAAAUUUUGGAGCCCGAGAAUGCGGAUCUCCGGAAGCUCGGUGGAAAGCCAGUGGAUGAAGCUCUCGAGGAAGAAUUGGCCAAGUACGUGAAGCAGGAGGACGAGGCCAAAUUCCGCUGCAAGGUGCCAGAAUGCACCAAACUUUUCAAAGCGGAGCACUUCUGGCGCAAGCACGUUGAGAAGCGUCAUACUGAAUGGUUUGAAAACAUCAAAAACGAUCUCACCCUGGUCAAUGCUUAUGUGUUGGACCCCGCACACAUCGCACCGUCGCGGUCUGACGCUAACAGCAAUGGCCACUUCCCUGUCCCUUCGGGCCAUAUGCAAUCUGGGACCCCUCGUGGAUUCAACCUGGCGGCGAACCUUCCGUACUUCAACGCGAACGGCGCUAUGGCUGGGGGCUUCCAGGGUGUUCCCGCUGCUAAUUUCCCUGGCUUCAUGGGUGUCAACCAACCGGGCUGGGGCAACGGCCUUGUUUCCGGGGAUGCAUCCGGUCUCCAUCAACCGGGCGCGAUGCGCAGAGGGGGUGGCAGAUACGCUAACCGUUCCGGACCGUACGAUCGUCGCGGCAACCGCAAUAACAUGGGCAAUGGUCGUCUGAGUCCUGUCCGAGGCAUGUCGGGGAUGUUUGGGCCAGGGGGCCGUCUUCCGCCCAACGCUGCUGGAGCCCCGUAUGUGCCUCCAGGCCACCCGGCGGCCGGAUUCGUCGGUUCUGGAGGCUUCCCAGACGCGAUGGGUGCGGGAGGUGUCCAACAGGCUAUGGGCCCGCGCGAAGCGGUGCAAGGUCGCAGUUUGAAGAGCUACGAAGAUCUAGAUGCAGUGGGUGGAGCAGGAAGUGGCGAGCUGAACUACUGA
Molecule: messenger RNA, 2721 nt
Organism: Rasamsonia emersonii CBS 393.64
Lineage: Eukaryota; Fungi; Ascomycota; Eurotiomycetes; Eurotiales; Trichocomaceae
Product: Arsenite resistance protein
Exons: 3
Coding region: 1-2721 (906 amino acids)
Biological process (GO): mRNA processing; primary miRNA processing
Cellular component (GO): nuclear body
Source: RefSeq, a predicted model, not a curated record